UAUAAGCUGUCAAAUAUGUCGAACCAAAUAUUUUCUUCGAGCUAACCCGCUGUGCGAAUAUGAAAAAAAAAAAUCUGCAAAGACUCUUGUGAACGCGCAGAGGGGGCGCGGCUUAAACUGACGUCGCUUGCGUAAACCUUGAGUCAACAUGUCGGGAAGCGCUGUUAUCAGAGUUUUAUCUCAUCUAAGCAAAACAUCACAGUUUCUACAAGCGAAUAAGACGAACUGUGUGAAUGUAAGACGACCAUUCACUUCAAAGCUGCAAGGUGAAGGUCGGAUCAGACCACUAGAUGGCGUUAAAGUCUUAGAUCUGACAAGGGUUUUGGCUGGACCUUUUGCUACUAUGAUAUUGGGAGAUUUAGGAGCAGAAGUGAUCAAGGUUGAGCGACCAGGCUCCGGAGAUGACACGAGAGCUUGGGGUCCUCCAUUUCUGGGUGAAGAGAGUGCUUAUUUUCUCAGUGUGAACAGGAACAAAAAGAGCAUUGCUGUUAACCUUAAAUAUCCAAAGGGGAUCAAAGUUGUAACUGAGCUUGCCAAAAUCUGUGAUGUUCUUCUGGAGAAUUAUUUGCCCGGGAAGCUGGGUGAGAUGGGACUUGGGUACGAGGAGUUGAGGAAAGUGGCGCCGCGGCUCAUCUAUUGCUCUAUAACAGGGUAUGGACAGACGGGGCCCGAGUCACACAAGCCUGGAUAUGACUCUAUUGCAUGUGCGGUUUCUGGUAUGAUGCACAUCACUGGUCCUGAGGACGGGGAUCCAGUCAGACCAGGUGUCGCUAUGACAGAUCUGGCCACUGGUUUAUACACUCACGGAGCCAUAAUGGCCGCUUUGCUUCAGAGGCAGAAAACCGGACGAGGCCUUCAUAUAGACUGCAAUCUUCUGUCUUCACAGGUUGCUUGUCUAACUCACAUCGCUGCAAAUUACCUCAACGCUGGGAUUGAAGCCAGACGAUGGGGAACUGCUCACGGGAGCAUCGUGCCUUAUCAGGGUUUCAAGACCAAAGAUGGAUAUCUGGUUGUGGCAGCAGGAAACGACCAGCAAUUUGUGAAAGUGUGCAAAGUUGUAAGCAGGAAUGAUUUGGCCGAAAACCCAAAGUACAAAAGCAACAUGUUAAGAGUGAAGCACCGCAGAGAACUGCUGCAGAUCCUGAGCAAGAGGUUCAUUGAAGAAACGACUGGGGAAUGGCUGCUGCGUUUCGAGGGCUCCGGCGUUCCCUGCGGUCCCAUCAACAACAUCCAGCAGGUGUUCGAAAACCCUCAGGUUGCUCACAAUGGCCUUAUUUUGGAAAUGGACCACCCAACAUCAGGAAGGAUCACGGUGCCAGGUCCUGCCGUGCGCUUCAGUAGUUUUGAGCAGGUCGGUGCGAUGCCUCCUCCAGUGAUCGGCCAGCACACAGUCCAGAUUCUCAAACACACACUGGGAUAUGGAGAUGAGGAGAUUGAGCAGCUUCUGGCCUCACGGAUCGUCACGCAGAAUGAGGUGCACUAAAUGACUGAGUUCAGCCGAAAACACUUGCCUGGUUUAAAAAAUGAUGCGAAUAAUCUUAUCGGUGUCCAUCAUAAAGAAAACUGCAAAUUUGCAAGUAAUGACAGCAGAUAGAUCUCUUUACUUGUGCUCACAAACACAAUUAUCAGUGCUAUGUUUAUAAUCGAAUGGAAAUACUUAGUUUUAUAUACAUGUAUAUGUUUAAAAUCAAGCCUAGUUUAGGACUAUUAGGAUUUUUACAUUGUGAAAACAUUUCAUAUGUCAAUAAUCAAAGUAAUAAUAAUAGUAACACUUUACUGUAAGGUUGUAUUAGUUAAUGUAAGUUAAUACAUUUACUAUCACAAACAAACAACGAACAAUACAUUUACUACAGUAUUUUUGUAAAAGGUUUGAUAAACCCUCGAGUACUUUUUUUGAGGCUAACAGAUUUGUGUUGAGCAUCAAUUAAGACAACGUUAGCACAUGUCAGCUUUAAUUGUGGAUGAAACUGCAUCAUUUUGAGCUAUUGUCAGCUAAUUUCAGCUUCCGGGUUUAAAAUCAUUUUUUGGGGCGGGAUCAAAAUCUGUAAUAUAUCGCUCGUCUGCCCGUCCAGUGAUUACGUGUCGGUUUCUCAUUUUUAUUCAAAGACUUGAGUUUUCUUAUCCUAUGAGAAGAGCCGGCUUUUUAAUUCAUGACUGCACAUGCUUUCUAGAUCUCCCAAGUUGUGCGACUGCGCACUGCAUGCAGUAUUUAGUCAUUUAUGAUGGGUCGUUUGUAUUUGUUUCUAUGAUUCGCGGGGUUUGUUGCAUGGCUUUGCCUCGAUGCUGUCAGGGCUACUGACAUUUUGUCAGGAGAGCUCUACGAGAAUUGGUGAAUAGCAGCCUUUGUCUUUUAUCAGUUAAGUUUGUUACAAUUCAUACACAUCCCCUAUACUCAUGUUGUUUAAAAUCUCUAGAUUACCGGCAGGGUUAAUGGUUGAAAUAAACCAGGCUAGAGUGUCUACAGUGUCUGUAUUCAGACCCAGGGAUUCAGGAGGAGAGAAGUCCUCCUCAUUUAUAGCGUUUAUAUAAACAUAAUUAUCUUUAUAAUUAUAUAACAAAUUGUGCUUAUAUAAUAUAUGACAUUACAAACAGCCUAUCAUAUAUGUAACAGGGCAUUGAAUUACUGUUUAUUUCUUUGCACUGUAACUUUGUAAACUAUAAAAUCAUGCGUCUCCUUAA
Danio rerio (zebrafish) is the source of this 2679-nucleotide messenger RNA. The record is from RefSeq and is a predicted model, not a curated record. Lineage: Eukaryota; Metazoa; Chordata; Actinopteri; Cypriniformes; Danionidae.